Amphimedon queenslandica is the source of this 1031-nucleotide messenger RNA. Its product is annotated as nuclear speckle splicing regulatory protein 1-like. Lineage: Eukaryota; Metazoa; Porifera; Demospongiae; Haplosclerida; Niphatidae. The record is from RefSeq and is a predicted model, not a curated record. Gene Ontology annotation, biological process: regulation of alternative mRNA splicing, via spliceosome. The transcript has 6 exons. The coding region runs from base 38 to 1015 and encodes 325 amino acids.
UUUAACCCUCACACCCAGUAGAUCUAAUAAUUUUAAAAUGGCGGCCAAAAAACAGUAUGGUCUUAUUAUUCCGAAAAGUAAACCUCAAGUUCUGACCAAACCAUCUGCCUUUGAUGAUGACAGCAGUGAUGAAGAUAAUGUGGAUGCAAGAAAGAAGCAAGUCAGUGCAUCGUUAAGAAAGGAAGGGAUAAAGAGACUUGAAGCUAAGACAACUAAGAAUAUGCUAACGGAAGCUUUGUGUGAAGAUCCAAGUGUGUUUGACUAUGAUGGGGUUUAUGAUCAAAUGCAGGAGAAGAAACGAGACUCAAAACUACUAGGAAAACAAGAUAGAAAAUCGAAAUAUAUUGCAAAUUUGAAAAGGACGGCAGAAGUGAGAAAGAUAGAACAAGAGCUAGCCUACGAGAGGAAGGUACAGAAGGAGAGAGAGACUGAGGGAGAAGCAUUCUCUGAUAAAGACUCCUUUGUUACUCCAAGCUACCUGAGGAAGCUAGAGGAAAGGGCAGCCAUUGAAGAGAGACUGAGGAAAGAAGAGGAGAUAGAGAAAUUAAAUGAUGUUACUAAGGAAACUGAUUUGAGCCGUUUUUAUCGAAACGUGUUGGAGAGAAAGACAACUGGUGCUCCAUCAUCUACCACUGAGGAACAAGAACAAGAUAGAGAGAAAGAAGACAGACAUGACUAUACUGAUACAUUCGAACAAAAUGAUAAUGAACCUUUAGAUGAAGCUGGUAGUGAAGAUGAUGAAGGUGGCAAUAAUGAUGAAGGAUCUGGUAAUGAAGGAAGUCCACCAGAGAAAGAAACUGAUGAACUUGAUGAGGAAGAGAGACAAGAAGCAAAAGAAGAUUCACCUCCGGUUCCAACUGUACCUGAACCCCAACCAGAGACUGUUGAAGAAAGACGAAAGCGUAUUUUUGCAAAAAGAACUAAUGAGGAAUCUGCCUUGUCUGCUAAAGAACGCUACCUGGCUAGGAAGAGAGCAAAGUUAUCUGAGCCUACUGUAAUAACAGAAGAUGAUUAAUUUUUAUUAUUGAAAA